AUGAAUAGGGUCAGACGAGCUCCACUCGAGAACGCGCUCCUCCGAUCUAGUGGGCGACACAAUGACUCGAAGACACAACUUCUAAGCUGGCUGGACGGGAAUGCUUUGAGGUGCUUGCGAGCUGUGUGCACAGUCUUACACAACUACGUGGACUCGAAGCCUGGACGCCCUUUCCGCGGGCUCUAUGCCAGCGCGACAACGGCAGAUGUUCGUCUAGAUCUCGCCUGGCGCAGGAUCGCUAAGUUCUGCUAUAUCUUGACAAUUACGAUCUCAGCACCAAGCACGCAGUCGGCCGAGGACAAGGAGUCCUCGUCGCAGGUAUCAUCGUCUAGACGCAAGUACUCAACGCUAAGCGACAUACCUCUCUAUCAAAAGGGCAAGAGUGUUCUCGCAAGAUUGCCAUGGAAUCGACCUCCUCCCAAUGAACAGUUAUCAAGAUAUCAGGGCGCACGACUAUCCAUCGCCUUCGACAGGCGGUCCAACCCAGACCAAGACCUGCAAGAUGAUGCCACAGCACACUGGCUCUCUCUACUUGCACCCUGCCAUCAACUACGCACCAUCAUCCUCCGCGUCCACGGUGACCCAUCAUGGCCCGGUCGCACAAAAAUCGAGAGAACCCUCAUCACGAUCCGCAGCGCGCUGGAGCAAUCCGAACUCCCACAUCUGACCGAGAUCCGCUUCGCGCCCAUCCACAUCAUGGGUAUCAUCCACCUCCGCUGGGCAGGUCUCGGGGUCUUCGGCUUCGCUAGCAUACCAUCGCCAUCGCCAUCCCCACUCGAGCAGAGCAUACUCUCGACCCUGCAGAUCAUAACUCCCUUCCACGGCGCCAAAGACUCGCCGAGUCCAGCUCAAAAGCAAAUGUCCAAGAAGAUCCUUCAUGACUUUCUGCGGAGCUUCACGCCCACACUUCGAGUCCUACGGUUCCUGUGGCUGGGAGCCGAGGGCCCGAGUCCAUUGCUCUUGCAUCUCGACUUCGAGGACGAAGACCCUUCGAUCGACAAGGCGGAGUGCAUCAGUCAUUCCGAUCAGACUCCAACUAUGACAGCACUCCACUGGACCCAGCUAGAAGAAAUCUACCUAGGCUCUAUCACUCACCCACAGCGAACAAUCGCUCUCGCGCUCGAAUCAGCACCGCGUUUACGCAAGUUCUGGAUGCUACGGUGGGGCAGCAGUAGCCACCAACGAGCUUUCAAGCCCGACGACGGCAACGAAGCAGAUUGGGUGGACGUCGUGCCUAUGCCUGUAUCACGGGCCAUGCCCAGCACGGUCGACAAGAGAGGAAGGAGGACGGCAUCCACGAUGAUGGUGGCGCUGAGGAGGCGAAGCGACGUGAGUAGUAUUUACAGCCAGGAGGACGAGUAG
Messenger RNA from Recurvomyces mirabilis, 1362 nucleotides. RefSeq lists its product as uncharacterized. Lineage: Eukaryota; Fungi; Ascomycota; Dothideomycetes; Mycosphaerellales; Teratosphaeriaceae. Bases 1 to 1362 code for a protein of 453 amino acids. The transcript is spliced from 2 exons. The record is from RefSeq and is a predicted model, not a curated record.